AUGUCUCGUAUGGGCCUGCUUCCUGCUCUCUCCACAUAUCUGACAUCGCUUCUUCCCUACGCAGGCUACGAGUGGAACCGCUGUUCGCCGCUACGCUCCUCGCCCGACACCUCGUCUUCUAUGUACCCCGAUCGGCCCAUUCGCCCUCUGCCCAGACGCUCUCUGCGCGCCCGACUGUCCCCCGAGCAGGCUGAGACGAUUGUGUUCCCGCACAACCCCCCAUCGAGUGGCCCGCUGUUCAAUUUCCCGUAUACGGCCAGCGAGCGUGGGAACAGGUCUCUCCGGACAGGCGAGAAUGACCACCAUGCCUGCCACUGUGGCCAUACUCAUUCAGAAGUAGAGAGCGAAGAGGAAGAGGACGAGCGCAACGGACCGUUGCCUUCUUCUCCGAGCUACCAGUACAGCAGGCAUGCGUCUGGCAAGUCUGCGGCUGGCGUAACGGGUGCCUAUGCGAAGCCGGGCUCAACCGCCUCUUCGGUGGAUGGCUAUGAGUCAUUUGAGAACACCAACAACAAGAAGAAACGCAAGAUUCCGAACAUGGGCAACAACAGCUCGCAUCAUGCGAAUCUUGCUGGAGAUUUGGCAAGCAUGGGCAUUGCGCAAGCCCACGAGACAGGCGCCAUCGACGACGCAGAUGGGCCUGGACGCUACUACGGCUCGGCGCCCGCAACACCUCAGCACAGCAUAAACUCGGGGACAGGCAUCUCUGGCGCAGGUAGAGGGCGUUUCGGGCGAUCUGGCUCUGGACGGUCCGAGAGGCGAGUAUUGGGCAAUUCGACCAAUCUCGCCAACGCCAAAGCGAGCAGCAAACGUCCUCCAGAGCAGAGUGGCAUCAUCUCCACCGCCAUUGCCAAUGCGCAAGCGACGCCGCCGCCCCAGGGCAACGAGAACGUGAGCUUGCUACAACAAGAAGCUGCGAAGAACAGCGCAAACAAGACGCAGUUUACCUUUACCUGCGGCUCGGACUCGGCCAACAAGAUGGUUUGGCCAGGACAAGAGAACGGACCCUAUCCCAAACCGCGUGCCUUGUACCCGACUACGGCUGCUACUAUUCCCUCUGGCCCCAAGGCUGUCCGAUCCCCAAACUACACUCGCACAGCCGUCCGCCCCGACGCUCCCAGGGUGUCCACCCAGGGCACACAGACGAGUCCGAACAUAAACGGUGCGGCUGCGUAUCCACCGCCUAUGGAUAAGAACGCGCCGCAGGCCCAGAAGGGUGGCCAGCCGCAGCAACAAGCACCUCCGCCGCCAAAGCCCAGGCGUAGCGCAUCCAAGCUAUAUGCCUUUGCUGCCCGCAAGCGUCGCAUCCAGCAGGAAUACGCCAACUUCCACAACCCGCCCACUCAGCCCUGGAUAUGCGAGUUCUGCGAGUACGAGGACAUCUUUGGUCACCAGCCCAAGGCUUUGAUUCGGCAAUACGAGAUUAAGGACAGGAAGGAGCGGAAGCGACUAGCGGAAAAGCGCCGGCUGCUAGAAAAAGCCAGGAUGAAGGGACGGAAGGGAAAGAAGGCUAGCAAGAAAGCGCAGAACAACGCCAACAACGCCCAACACACGCAGAACCCUCCACCGGGCAGUUACGACCGGCAUCCUGACGAUGGGAUGUUGGAUCCACAGGACGACGAGUACUAUGACGACGACGGUUACGAUGACGUCCAGAACUCUCUAGCAGCCCGUCGAAGCGGUAGAUGCCAACAUGGCUGCCAGCAUCACCCUCCACAUCCACCACAUCCUCCUUCGCAGAAGGUGUCGGGCAUACCUCCUGGUGAUCCUCGAGUGGGUGGGCCGCCUAUUGCCAACGGUGCCUAG
This is a messenger RNA of Cucurbitaria berberidis CBS 394.84, 1806 nucleotides long. RefSeq lists its product as uncharacterized. The coding region runs from base 1 to 1806 and encodes 601 amino acids. Lineage: Eukaryota; Fungi; Ascomycota; Dothideomycetes; Pleosporales; Cucurbitariaceae. The transcript is spliced from 2 exons. The record is from RefSeq and is a predicted model, not a curated record.